Molecule: messenger RNA, 4314 nt
Organism: Oncorhynchus keta (chum salmon)
Lineage: Eukaryota; Metazoa; Chordata; Actinopteri; Salmoniformes; Salmonidae
Product: probable N-acetyltransferase 14
Exons: 4
Coding region: 1178-2020 (280 amino acids)
Molecular function (GO): N-acetyltransferase activity
Source: RefSeq, a predicted model, not a curated record
GGAAGGGUGCCAAUGGAGGGCAUCUUUCAGCUGGAGGGAGGAGAGGGGAUCGUCAUAAUUGAGGUUAGCACCAGCAGUCUAAGAGAAGGGGGGAUGGACAGAGGGGAAGGAGGAGUAACUGUAAACAGGAGUGAAGCAAAAGGAGGGAGUGGAAUAACUGAGAGGCCUGAAAAAGACAGGAACUCAGCGGAAUGCAUUGAAAUAGUGACUGGAGCGAAUGAAGGAGAAAACACAGCUACGAAUGGCCCUACACCUAACUCUCAGUUCUCUUAAACCUAAACCAAACAACCACUGUCAGGAAAUGUGUGUGAAGGCGUGUGCAUGUGUGUGCACACAUGAAUGUACAUAUGCGUGUGUGAGUGUGUUUUUGAUGUGGAGGCCUUGUCCAGCUACUGAACUAAAGGAGAGUAUGGUCGUUCAGAAAGAGACUAUAGAAAGUACUGUAGGAAACAAUACCAAGGUGCCAGAAACAGGAAGAGUUACAUUCACUGACUGUUAAUGAAGAGGGACCUCAACAAAUGACUUAUGAGUUUCAAUUAAACUGUCAUGUUGACAGUGUUGAUAUAAAACACAUAAGAGUUUUUUUGUGGAUGAAUAGAUGGCUAUGUUGGCUCAGUUUCACUAUAAAUAUUCAUACUAGGAAAUAGUCAUUAUUAAUAAAUUUGUUAAUAAUAUUUUUUUAUGAAUGUUGAUUAAUUCACCUUUCUUAUUUCGUAAAUAUAAAUAUGUCCCUUUAUCUAAAUAUGAAGAGGAUCAGCUCAGAAUAACGGACAGUCCCAGUUUAUUAUGGGAAAUAGGUUCUCCACUGCGUAAAGUGCGACUGACCACAUUCACGUAGCAGGUUAGUCAAUUUUCUGCAGCGCCGGUACUCGCUAUGCAAAUGGCGUAGAGACCGCAUUCAUGACACUAAAUGUUAACGUAAAACUACGUAACACAACAUUUGCAAUAGGUGGCCAUGGUGGCCACGCAAGUAUUGCGAGUCAUUCAAUCAAACAUAAGAAAAAUCGUUUUGAGGAAUAAAUACACAGCGAAUAUAUAAAUCCGUUUCCCUGCAUUUGGCGGUGGUCCAACGCUGCAAGUUUGCAAGACCGGUGUGUGUUGCUGUAUGAGGUGUGCGUGAGUGAGGGUGUGUGUGUGUGUGUGUGUGUGUGUGUUGCUGUGUGUGUGAAGUCCAGACAUGGUAAAGCUGGAGCUAGAUCAGGUGGUAAUGAGGAGGAUGAGGGAAGAUGACAUCGAGACUGUCAAAGCUAUCAUCAAGGAGGGUUGUCAGGGAACAGAAAACCGUCUGAUCCUCCACAUCCUGACUCGUCCUGUCUGCCUCCUACUCCUGGCCACUGUCUCUUCUGUCCUCCGCUGCUUCCUUCACUCCUUCAUCCUGGCCCUCAUCAUCCCUGUCUUCCUGCUCAUCAUCUACCUCAAGUUCACCAUGCCACGCUCCACCGGAGUGCUGGGCACCAGCCGGCCCUACUGGGACUAUGUGGGGAGCAGUUACCGAGGGGCGCAGGACGAGACCCUUCCCAACCCCUAUAGCAGGAUCAGUGGGAAACCCCCACCGGCUAAAGGCAAGGCCAGACGGAGGACCAAACCCAAGGCAGAGGACAAGGACAAAGACUCGUCUCCUGAGAUCGUAGACGUGGAGAGGGAGAAGGCAGCAGGGCAGGUGUGGGUGGCGGACUGUGAGGGGGAGAUCGUGGGCUGUGUGUCCAGGGAGGGUGACUGUCGUCUGGGGAUGAGGAGGUUCUGCAGGGUGGUGGUGGGCUGCUGGUACCGCCGGGAGGGCCUCGGCAGACUGCUGGUCCAGAGUCUGGAGCAGAGGGAGAGGCAGACAGGGGCCAGGAGGGUCUACGCCCACGUCCCCUACCCCUCUGCAGUAGGAGAGGCCUUCUUCAGGAAGCUGGGCUACAGGCUGCAGGGGGAGGUGGGCUACGAUGGGGAGGAAGAAGAGGAGGAUGAAGAGCAGCCGGAGAGGACAUUUCUGGGCUUCCAUGUCACCAAGGUGUUUGUCAAAGACCUCAAGUGAUGUUGGAGACAACGAAGGGAAUGUGGAAAAUAAGACAAAGAUGAUAUACUAAAGGGAAAUAGAGAGAGGAGGAGGAGAGAUACUAUAGGGAAAUAGAGAGAGGAGGAGAGAUACUAUGGGGAAAUAGAGAGAGGAGGAGAGAUACUAUAGGGAAAUAGAGAGAGGAGGAGAGAUACUAUGGGGAAAUAGAGAGAGGAGGAGAGAUACUAUAGGGAAAUAGAGAGAGGAGGAGAGAUACUAUGGGGAAAUAGAGAGAGGAGGAGCGAUGCUAUGGGGAAGUAGAGAGAGGAGGAGAGAUACUAUGGGGAAGUAGAGAGAGGAGGAGUAGAGAUACUAUAGGGAAAUAGAGAGAGGAGGAGGAGGAGAGAUACUAUAGGGAAAUAGAGAGAGGAGGAGGAGAGAUACUAUAGGGAAGUAGAGAGAGGAGGAGAGAUACUAUAGGGAAGUAGAGAGAGGAGGAGAGAUACUAUAGGGAAAUAGAGAGAGGAGGAGGAGGAGAGAUACUAUAGGGAAAUAGAGAGAGGAGGAGGAGAGAUACUAUAGGGAAAUAGAGAGAGGAGGAGAGAUACUAUAGGGAAAUAGAGAGAGGAGGAGAGAUACUAUGGGGAAAUAGAGAGAGGAGGAGGAGAGAUACUAUAGGGAAGUAGAGAGAGGAGGAGGAGAUACUAUAGGGAAGUAGAGAGAGGAGGAGGAGAGAUACUAUAGGGAAGUAGAGAGAGGAGGAGGAGAGAUACUAUAGGGAAGUAGAGAGAGGAGGAGGAGAGAUACUAUAGGGAAGUAGAGAGAGGAGGAGGAGAGAUACUAUAUGGAAAUAGAGAGAGGAGGAGGAGAGAUACUAUAGGGAAAUAGAAAGAGGAGGAGGAGAGAUACUAUAGGGAAAUAGAGAGAGGAGGAGGAGAGAUACUAUAGGGAAGUAGAGAGAGGAGGAGGAGAGAUACUAUAGGGAAAUAGAGAGAGGAGGAGGAGAUACUAUAGGGAAGUAGAGAGAGGAGGAGGAGAGAUACUAUAUGGAAAUAGAGAGAGGAGGAGGAGAGAUACUAUAGGGAAAUAGAAAGAGGAGGAGGAGAGAUACUAUAGGGAAAUAGAGAGAGGAGGAGGAGAGAUACUAUAGGGAAGUAGAGAGAGGAGGAGGAGAGAUACUAUAGGGAAAUAGAGAGAGGAGGAGGAGAGAUACUAUGGGGAAAUAGAGAGAGGAGGAGGAGAGACAAUAUAGGGAAAUAGAGAGAGGAGGAGAGAUACUAUAGGGAAAUAGAGAGAGGAGGAGGAGAGAUACUAUAGGGAAAUAGAGAGAGGAGGAGGAGAGAUACUAUAGGGAAAUAGAGAGAGGAGGAGGAGAGAUACUAUAGGGAAAUAGAGAGAGGAGGAGGAGAGAUACUAUAGGGAAAUAGAGAGAGGAGGAUGAGAGAUACUAUGGGGAAAUAGAGAGAGGAGGAGGAGAGAUACUAUGGGGAAACAGAGAGAGGAGGAGGAGAGAUACUAUAGGGAAAUAGAGAGAGGAGGAGGAGAUACUAUAGGGAAGUAGAGAGAUGAGGAGGAGAGAUACUAUGGGGAAAUAGAGAGAGGAGGAGGAGAGAUACUAUAGGGAAAUAGAGAGAGGAGGAGGAGAGAUACUAUAGGGAAAUAGAGAGAGGAGGAGGAGAGACACUAUAGGGAAAUAGAGAGAGGAGGAGGAGAGAUACUAUAGGGAAGUAGAGAGAGGAGGAGGAGAGAUACUAUAGGGAAGUAGAGAGAGGAGGAGGAGAGAUACUAUAGGGAAGUAGAGAGAGGAGGAGGAGAGAUACUAUAGGGAAGUAGAGAGAGGAGGAGGAGAGAUACUAUAGGGAAGUAGAGAGAGGAGGAGGAGGAGAGAUACUAUAGGGAAAUAGAGAGAGGAGGAGGAGAGAUACUAUAGGGAAAUAGAGAGAGGAGGAGGAGAGAUACUAUAGGGAAGUAGAGAGAGGAGGAGGAGAGAUACUAUAGGGAAGUAGAGAGAGGAGGAGGAGGAGAGAUACUAUAGGGAAAUAGAGAGAGGAGGAAGAGAGACAGUGAAAAGAGGGGGACAAUAAGGCAAUAAUGAGGGUAGAGUCUAACUAAAAUGUUGGAAGACAAUGGACAAUUUAGUGAACAGAACCUCAUUUAAAUGUUUUUUCCUCCUGAUUUGUAGUAUGUAUUUAUUUAUGUAUUGCUUUUACAAUUGUCAUUGAGUUCUUAUUCAAUGUCAAAUAUAUCUGUUUAUAUGUCUGGCUGGCUCUUUAUUUGUAAAAACUUGUUUUUAUUAAUAAGUGAUUUUGCAAAUAAAUGUGUGCGUACGCGGG